Messenger RNA from Ceutorhynchus assimilis (cabbage seed weevil), 7360 nucleotides. The record is from the annotation of a GenBank genome assembly. Lineage: Eukaryota; Metazoa; Arthropoda; Insecta; Coleoptera; Curculionidae.
AGCUGAUUGUUUAUCUGCAAAAAUGGCCAAUAAAUGUAAAUUGAUAAAAGUGGCAUAAUUAUUAAAAUUUAAAGUGAUAUCCGUCCCCACGAUUUAAGACUAAACAAGGAAGUAGGCCAAAAUGCCAGGGACAAGUUUAGUGGUGCCAGUAGUACUGUGGGGAAAAUUUGCUCCUACUCACUGUAUAUCCUGCAUUUACUUAUCCAAAGAUCAAAAAACAUUGGCUACAGGAUGUUACGAUGGACAAAUAUGCCUUUGGCAAGUGGAUCCAGACACCCUAGAAAUGACACCACGUUGCCUCCUAGUAGGACACACAGCUCCAAUUCUGUGUAUUUCAAAAGCUUCGAUAGUUCAGGAUAAUAAUUACAUUGUCUCUAGCUCUGAGGCUGGAGAAAUGUGCACUUGGGACAUUACAGAUGGCAAGUGUAGAGAGACUGUAAAAUUGUCACAGGUGCAUACCAAUAUGCAGGCUUAUCACAUGUCAAAUUGCGAAGACGUCCGCCUAUUCUGCAACGGCUACUAUCCAGAAAUCCUCGUAAUGGACCCGUUCAGCCUAGAAAUCCUGUUCACAUUGUCCUCAAAACAAAAUCCAGAUUGGAUAAGCGCAUUGCACGUUUUGCGUCCCUCGAAACGUAAAGAUGACGUUGUGUUAGCUCUGACCACCACUGGAAUGGUGAAGGUUUGGACGCUAUUGGGUCACGAAAAUAAACAUUCGGAGCCGAUUUACGAAAACGAAAGUAAGCAAAUCAGGAUUUUGAAUGCCGUUUGUUUGCAAUGCUGCGCUUAUAAUCAGAGGACUGUGUUGGUGGUUUGUACCAAAUAUUGGCAGAUUUAUGAUGCAGGUGAUUUUAGUGUUUUGUGCUCUUACCUGACUCCUAGAGGAGAACGAUGGAUGUCUGGAGAUUUCUUGGCUGUAGACAGAAUAUUAAUGUGGUCAGAUGCUGGGAAAGGUUACAUGUAUAAAUUGCCAGCCAACAGUAUAGCGGAUCACAAGGAUUUCCAUACAAAAAGUGUCGAAACCGAUACACCUUUUUUGUAUUGCCUUCUUAGCCAGCCCGAUGGAUUACCUCUUUCUUGUCCACCAGCAAUGAGACUAGUCACUACCUACCGUAAUGGUCAAGCGAAACGAUAUCUACUUCGGGGCGACUCAGAAGGCUCCGUCUUACUAUGGGCCAUUCCAGACAUUUCACCAGCUCAACUUGAAGCAAUAAGGGCCCAAACACCUCCUCAACCAGUGACAGCUUCAGCCACAAUAACUACGAGCCUAACAAAAGCUUGGAGCUCCGUUCGACCAGACCCUGUUGGUAUUUUGGAUCAAGUGGAGAAACAAGAGGGACAAGCUAUCAAACUUACAGCGAGCAUCUACCUACCUCUCCAGAGCCGUCUGGUAGUUGGCCGAGAAGACGGCUCUAUAAUUAUAGUUCCUGCAACCAAAACUGUGAUGUUACAAUUCUUACAUGGGAACCACCAGACAUAUCACAAUUGGCCGCCGCAUCAAAUCCUAUCCGGCCACCAUGGUAGAGUGAAUUGUCUGCUGCAUCCCCACAGGGAACAUCCCAGAUACGAUAGGAAUUUCUUGGUAUCUGGAGGCGUCGAUUUUGCUGUUUGUCUAUGGGAUUUGGUUACUGGUUCGUUGCUGCAUCGAUUUUGCGUGCAUGCCGGCGAAAUCACUCAGCUUUUGGUACCACCAGAUAAUUGCAGUGCAAGGAUUCAAAAAUGUAUUUGCUCGGUAGCCUCAGAUCACUCGGUGACACUUCUCAGUUUAGCUGAGAGAAAAUGUGUUUGUCUAGCUUCAAGACACUUGUUUCCAGUGACGACGAUAAAAUGGCGGCCCAAAGAUGAUUUUAUGAUUAUCGGUUGCUCUGAUGGCACUGUUUAUGUUUGGCAAAUGGAGACUGGUCAUCUGGAUAGGGUGUUACAAGGUAUCGCUGCUGAAGAAGUUCUUUAUGCUUGUGAAGAGAAUGAAGAGCCCAAUUCUUCUUCAGAUAUGGGCCUGGCUAAUCCUGCCGUGCAUUUUUUCAGAGGCUUACGGCACAGAAAUCUAUCAGCCAUUCGUCACGCUACCCAGCGAGGCUUACAUCAACUACAACAGCUAAACGCACAUACUGAAGUCGGAGAUCCUCAUGCCAGAAGAGCCCAUGGACAAACACCUCUUGGAGUGCAAGGAUUCCGUACCAAUCCAAAAGAUCCGGAAAGUCACAUUCUAUUCUUUGACAUCGAAGCUCUAAUUAUUGAAUUAUUAAGCGAAGAGUACUCCAUGAUGUCACCAGGCAGUCUGGAAGCUGCUGGUCUUAUUUCGGCAGCUGAAUACCUCAAAGUUGCCGCUUUAACUCAAAGUGCCAGCCCAGACGCUCAUAAGAAAAUUGCAGACUUUUUCGGAAAAGUCAAGGACAAAGCGGAAAAUAUGGAACGGAUAAUUAAGGAAAAAGAUAAACACGGUAUUUUGGCUAAAAUGAAAGAGGGCGCAGAAACUGUACAAACUAAAAUACAAGCUAAAGCUGAGAUGGUACUUAAGGGGACAGAUUCGGGAAAAGAAAAUUCAGAUUCCUCUAAAGAAAAGAAUCGACCAGGUAGCCUCGGUCCUUUGGACACCUCCCACGGUAUGGACAUUGCUCAACUAUUGUUGUCGUUAUUGCACUCAUGGGGUUUGGACGACGACCUUGAUCGAGUAUGUCAAGUAAAAUUGGGAUUAUUACGACCAAUGGUGCCAUUAUCUUUUGGAGUUCUCUCGAAAGCCAAUCACAUGUCUCUAUUUUUGCCCACGUGGCACAACACCAUUCCAUUGGACGACGAACCUAGCACCGACUAUCAAGAUUUAGAAAUCAGCUUACCUCCGGAGUUAGUUAGAAGGGAAAAAUUGACAAGGAUAUUUACCAGUAGAACUCAUUGGGAACUGAGUACAACUUUAACCAGCAACCAUCUACUGGCAGUAAUAGCGCUCAGUCACACACUAAUGAGUAUGAGUAACGCCACCUUUGUCCCAGAACAGAAACGCAAUAGAAAAGCCCAAAGACAGUCUUCCCGAGUAAACUGGAGUAAAACUGAUGAAGAACAAGAGGAAAUUUACACUCAGCAACAAGCCCAAAUUAAACAAGGCUGGACGUUGUUGGCAACCUUGCAUUGUGUCUUGUUGCCAGAUAAAGUCGUAGAGCACGGAGCCAAACAUUUCAAACGUCCUCAAGUCGAAAUGAUGGCCAAAAGAUGGCAACAUCAUUGUGUGGAAGUCAGAGAGGCAGCUCAAAGCCUUUUAUUGGCCGAAUUAUCAAGAAUGGGUCCGAAAGGACGUAAACAACUUGUAGAAGCUUGGUCGCAGUAUUUACCACUCUACACCCAAACAGAAACAAUUAAUCCUCAAAUAACAUCACCAUCUUCUACAACUCAAAAUCAUGUCAAUUCUCAUCAUAAUAACGUACCAAACACUCCUGACCCAGUGGACGAAGAAUUUGAAGAAGAAGAGGAGGAACAAGUCAGGAAACCGUCUAGUUUGACAGAGUUAAAGCGUAAACAAUCGACUGCUGUGAUCCUAUUGGGUGUGAUAGGUGCUGAAUUCGGACAGGAUAUCACUAAUACAGACAACUCGAAGAAGAGGACAAAUGACGAUAGAAGAAAAAGUUCUGUGGCGGAAGGGUUCGGUUCAGGAAACAACAAUUUAGCUAGACUAACCGCCAUGGCUCUUUCUCAUCUAUUACUAGCGCCAUCUUCUUCCCGUUUGCCUGCUCAUAUACCCCUACGUAGAGCUGCUAUCGAUCUGAUUGGUCGAGGAUUCACAGUUUGGGAACCUUUUCUCGAUAUCAGUAAAGUACUAUUAGGUCUUUUAGAAUUAUGUUCGGAAGCUGACAAGUUAGUGCCUAGUAUGACUUACGGAUUGCCGUUAACCCCACAAGCUGAUUCCUGUAGAACAGCUAGGCAUGCUUUGACGCUUAUAGCUACAGCUAGGCCUGCAGCAUAUAUUACCACAAUGGCCAAAGAAGUUGCCAGAUAUAAUGCGAUGCAACAAAACGCGCAAACGUUAAACAUAAAUAUGAGCAAUAAUGUCUUGCACAAGGCUAAACCCGAAAUUUUAAGGGGCGUAGAGUUGCUUAUUGAGAAAAUGCAAACAGAGAUGAGUGAUCUUCUAGUCCAGUUAAUGGAUAUAAUUCUCCAUUGCUUAGAUCCGAGCCAGCUAAAAAACAAAGGUCUCCAAGACGUAUUUCCAGCGGUGUGUAAAUUUACUCAGGUUUCACAUUGUCCUGCUACUAGACGGAUAGCUGUCGGUUCAAAUAACGGCAUGUUAACCAUUUACGAGCUGCGGCAAGGGAAAUAUACGACAAUCCCAGCACAUUCCGGUCCUGUGACUGCUUGCGCUUUCAGUCCGGAUGGCAAAUUCUUAGUCAGUUAUGCUUGUUCGGAGAAUAAACUCAGUUUUUGGCAAACUAGCACAGGUAUGUUUGGUUUGGGUCACGCCCAAACGAAAAACGUGAAAUCCUACAGUACAGCACCUAUAGCAGAUGUGGCCCGACUGAAUCCAAUGCGGCUGGCGCGUCUGAUAUGGAUCAACAAUCGCACUGUCACCCUGAUGCUGGCUGACGGUUCCGAAACUAGGUUCAAUGUUUAGAAAAAGCUGCGACGGAAUGCUCAACGUCCAUGUUUUUCAAAUAUUGUCCCUGUCAAAACUGCAGACGUAUCCACAAAAAGUCAAGACAAUAAUUUGAAAAAUGACGAUCGAAUACGGUACUGAGAUGGACCUUGUAAGUCUAGUCCACGUUAGCGAAGACAUUUGUUAAGUUUAUCCAAAAAAAAAAUAAGAGCGUUAUUUAAAGCAAAUUCCAGAUUAUAUUAUAACUAUUAGUCAAAAAUAAAUAUUUUAGUGAAGAAAAAAUAUUAGCGGGCUAAAAAAUUUAAACAGUAUUAAAAAUGGAUAUUAACUAUUUGGCCUAUAUAGUAUACAAUAUAUGGAUGGAAAGGCUUUUUUUUCACUAGAAUAAUAAAAAUAAAUAUUAAACAAUGUUCCCUGAUAUGUAAUGUAUAUUCAGCCUGCCUUAAAUUCUUCUAAAAGCAAAAAAGUGAGAUUUUGUCCAGUAAAAAAAAAUCUGAUUGAUUUGCUUUUAUAAUAUAAUGAUAAAACUUGAAUCACUUGAAGACAGAUUUGUGCCUCAGGUAAAAAACAUUUUUAGUUGGAGAAAAAAAAAACACAUUUUCUAGGAACUUUGUUUUAAAACAAGGAUUUUACAUCAUAAGAAUACAUAGAAUGUAUGUGAAGUCCUUGUCUUUACCAUUUAAUACGAACAGGUAUGCACAAGGAAUUAUUUCCGUAGUAAAAUGCAUUUUUGUCUACAUUCGCAUUAAGAAUUAUAUGCCAUUGAACAGUAUAAUUUUCUAAUGCAAGUUGAUUUGAACCUGAAUCAAGACAAGAGUGUGUUGAUAAGUUUUCCAAAAUUCAUAAAUCUUUCAGAUUCUAUGUGUGUAAUAAUUCUAAUCUUUAAUAUAAUAAGAGAAUAUAGUGAAAGGCUUGGGAAUAUAUUAAAAAAAGUAGUUGCUGAGGGAAAAGUAACCAGAAGAAGGCGCUUCUUAUGGCCAAUACUUCUCUAUGUGAUUAUUCUCUGGAUCAUUAUGCCAUGGAACAAUGAGUGUUGAGAUUCUAUUGUCUCAUUUGAAAUACAUUUCUCAAGAUUCCGCAACGCAAGAACUGCCUCUUGCAUACAUUAUCUUAUGAUGACCUAAUUCAUCUUUUUUUUCCGUCUUGACUUUAGAAAUGUUAUUAAACCCAGUAUGGGUUAGUAUGCAGGUACGCCAUCUGCAGACAAUCCGAAGAGAUCCAAACCUUUUUUCAAUAUCGAUGUUCACCUACACAUUCUCAGGACAUAUCCUAUAAUAUUGUGUAAAUCCAAGCAAAUUUCAUUGUGUUUAUGAUCCAAAAGACUUUAUUUAAAUGUCAAACCAACCUAGAUUUAAUAUUCACUUAAUGGUUUGCAAUUAAAAUUUCAAAUACAAUUCCCAAGUCUUUCAAAUUGCUGUUGUUGAAAAACAUAUACCCUUAAUAAAUUAUAAAAUGACAUUGAAGUUAUUGCUAAUGAUAAAAUAAAAAGAAACUAUCCUUUAUAUGCUCUUUAUAACCAUGUAUAUCCCACUAGAUAGUACGAAAAAAAAAAUACUUUUUAUAAUAAAUGGAUUAACCUUAUAGUUCUGUGAGAGUUAUCUCUAUCUAGUGAUCGCUUCCUUAAUUUCAAAUUACAUUUUAUUAUCGGUGUGUUGCUACACAUUAAUUUUGUAGCAAUUGAUUAAUUCAAAUCUCCUCAACUCACAAUUCUAUAAAGUAAAUCUGUUUUUGUUUUUCCUAAUCCGUGUGAGUGUCGUUCGUUAAUUAUUUGUACAUGUGAAAAGUUUGUACACAGGGUGUUCAAAAAAAAUAAAUUAUAUAACUUUACCUGUAGACGACGUUGUAUAAAAUUAUACCGUAUUUUUUUUGGUUAUCGAAAUUUUGAAAAAAAUCUAUAUUUGAUGUAAUAUCUUUAAAUUAAUUAGUGUUGCAACUUGUGACACUGAGGGUUGUGGUUACUUUGUCAACUAUUAAAAAAUCAAAUCUAUAGUUUAUCAAAAGUAAACAGUUGAUGAAAAGACCAGGCUCAAUAAACAUACAUUAUUAUAUUAUUAAUGCUAUAUUGUGGAUAAUAGUUAGUACAUUAAUAUUAUACUAUAGAAUUUCGGACAUUGAAGAAAUUGCAAUACCAGUAAGACCCCAGUAAAAGCGAAAUUUAGCUCAUGUGAAUUAUCAACUGAUAGUUCAUUGGAACUCUAUUUUUAAUUCUAUGGGUCCUUUUAAACUGAUAUGUUAUAACCCCAUCUACUUGUUUUUUACGCCAAAGUGAAUAUUUUUUUAAUUAUGUAAAGUGAGUUUUUUCUAUUUAAAUGUUAAACCUGUUUAGUUAACUUUGAUUGGGAAAAUUUUAAAACUCAUCUGCAGAUUUGUUCCAAAAAAUUUAGAAUAAGUAGUUUCAAUCGUGUGAAUUACAGUCACAGUUUUAAGAUGUUCUUUAGAUUUCAGUGUUUCUCAGAUAAAUAUAGUAAAAAAUGUUUUGUUUUAAAAAUUUUUUAUUGGUUAUAGAUGGGUUUUAAGGCAUUUCAUCACCAAUUUAUAAUUUUAUAGAAACUUCAUUCAAACCAUUCUCCUCCUAGGUUUCAGUUUACCUAUAUUUUUUUAUUUUGUUGAGAGUUUUUUAAUCUAAAAACGGGUUAUUAUUGAAGGAGAUAUGCAUUUUAGAAAAUUAUUAUAUUAUUGCAAAAUAUUUUUGUUAAAUUGUAUAUAGCUGUUAUAUAUUAUUUAUUUUUUUGUUUUAGAUGUUGUAGCUCUAUCUUGGAAUAAUAAACUUUAAGAAUUUAAAUA